This is a messenger RNA of Opisthorchis viverrini, 1784 nucleotides long. RefSeq lists its product as hypothetical. Bases 162 to 1784 code for a protein of 540 amino acids. The record is from RefSeq and is a predicted model, not a curated record. NCBI's taxonomy places the organism in Eukaryota, Metazoa, Platyhelminthes, Trematoda, Opisthorchiida, Opisthorchiidae. The transcript is spliced from 4 exons.
UUUUGCCGUAUCCCUUUCAGGUCCUAUUCACUUCGCGUUCGAACGGCCCCAUAACAGUUAAACCUUAGUAACAAACUCACGCUGAAAACAUGUAUGAAUUCAAAUUAACAACUUUUGGAGUCAGAAGACCGCUCUCAAAAUGGGGUGUGCAACGAUGACUUAUGAACCACAAAUCAAUCAGGAGGGGCAGUCGAUCAGCUCAUGGAGACCCUCACACAGCUAUGAAUGCUCGUACUGAUCCUCUGGAAAAACAAAAGCCAGUUGGAUGGACAAAAUAUGUCAAUCCGGUGAAAAAUCAAAAUUACCCAGCUACCAACCGUAUGCUUCACUCUGAUCUGUGGCGAAAUUCAGAAUGUGUGAAACCAAUGAACGCGGGCAUUUCUGCGCAAGCCAUGGAUACCAAAUGUGGUCAGCGAUCUCCACUUCCUGCGUUGCCAGAAGCCCCACUUGUCUCUGUAAGCAACGGGACCAAUUCGCGGCCCUCAGAACCGUCUGAUUCUUCCACUUCAAUUAGGUGUACAUGCGAACUCAAUACUCCGGAGCGCUGUAGCCGCUUGAACUUCAAAGCACGUGGGAGCUCUUGGGCUGCUCUGUGGUGUGCACAAACUGGUCACACUGAAUGGAAUUGUAUGGAUUCAGACAACGAUGUGAAUACGGUGGAUAUAAGGUAUCACAUGGAUCUGCUUAGCAUUUCCGGUCGUAACCUACAGCCGUUAACGGAGUCCAAUCACCAGGAAGUAGAACCCAAUUCAACCCAGUUCCGUGACUUCACUUCUUUUCAAAAUCCAGACAGAGAACGUAGACGGGAACGAAACAAUAAUCGUACUUUCAAGGCUUCUCCGUGCUCAAGCCACUCAGGAAACCGCAUUACCCAAAGACAUGGUCAGCCAGACAAAGCAUUGGCUUGUCUCGUCGGACAAAAGUGCAAACUUCCUUCCAAGCCACGGACCCUACUUGAAUCGUAUACUAAGACACCUGCUUUCACAAGAUUACCUUUCGUUCAGGGUACGACUCGCCUAAAGUAUACAGGUAAUAAAGUGAGCUUCACUUCUUUUCAAAAUCCAGACAGAGAACGUAGACGGGAACGAAACAAUAAUCGUACUUUCAAGACUUCUCCGUGCUCAAGCCACUCAGGAAACCGCAUUACCCAAAGACAUGGUCAGCCAGACAAAGCAUUGGCUUGUCUCGUCGGACAAAAGUGCAAACUUCCUUCCAAGCCACGGACCCUACUUGAAUCGUAUACUAAGACACCUGCUUUCACAAGAUUACCUUUCGUUCAGGGUACGACUCGCCUAAAGUAUACAGAUGCCUCACCCCACUAUACUGAUCCUAUGAACGGAGCAACGGAUCAAUUCCUCAAUCGCAUUCAAACCCUUCUGUACUUAGAAGAGGCCACGAAGCGUUGGGAACGGUCUCAAUGGCGGCGCAAGUGGAAACGACGAAGAUCACUGAAUACAACUGAACGAUUAUCAAGACUGUUUGAUCUGUUCACGAAGCAUGGUAAUCGGUUUACAAACAUUUCGCCAUCAGUGAAGGGGACAUCGUCCUUUCAUGGUCACGUGGACCAGAAGUUACUCUGCGUCGUCAACCACUGUUUUGCACACGAAGUUUGGACUGUUUUCUACGUUCACACCAAACGGUUAGAGCACGGAUUUACGGACAGGAAGGUCCAUGGUUCGAACCCGACCUCUGUUUCUCGACGUCCCCUGUCUGUGAUUGGGCAACCUGGCAGUACCCAGCCCUCGUGGCAUGGCAGCCAGGCACCGGAAGGAUGUUACGGCUGA